Molecule: messenger RNA, 1150 nt
Organism: Salarias fasciatus (jewelled blenny)
Lineage: Eukaryota; Metazoa; Chordata; Actinopteri; Blenniiformes; Blenniidae
Gene: hus1
Product: HUS1 checkpoint clamp component
Exons: 8
Coding region: 88-945 (285 amino acids)
Biological process (GO): meiotic DNA integrity checkpoint signaling; double-strand break repair via homologous recombination; nucleotide-excision repair
Cellular component (GO): nucleolus; site of double-strand break; checkpoint clamp complex
Source: RefSeq, a predicted model, not a curated record
AGUGCGCUCUGCUUAAAUAGGUCCCGCGUAAACUCUGAAGCUUCAAAACAAACAAAUAACAGCAAAAACUUCCGUUUUUACCUCAAAAUGAAGUUUCGAGCGAAAAUCGUCGACGUGGCCUGUUUGAACCACUUCAGCCGAGUCGUCACCACCAUCUCCAAACUGACCAAGAGCUGCGUCCUGCGUCUCACGCCAGACAACCUUUUCUUCGUCAUGUCGGGAAAAGUGGCCAACGGAGGAGUGAGCAUGUGGUGUGAGCUGGCACAGGCGAACUUCUUCGACGAGUACCAGAUGGAGGGCGUCUCCGCCGAGGACAACGAGAUCUGCCUGGAGUUGACCCCGGAGAACCUGUCGCGAGCGCUGAGGACGCUGCAGAACGCCAAGGUCCUCAAAGUCAAGCUGGCCAAGAAGCACUGCCCGUGUCUGACCAUUGCCGCUGAGCUGCCCACACUGUCCAGCGUGGGUAAAGUGGUCACCCACACCGUCCCGGUGGACGUCAUCCCGCGGAGGCUGUGGCACGAGCUGAAGGAGCCCAGCAUGCCCGACUUUGACGUCAGCAUCUACCUGCCGCCUCUGAAGACCAUGAAGAACGUGGUGGACAGGAUGAAGAACCUCUCUAACUUCCUGGUAGUCAAAGCCAACCUGAACGGAGAGAUGAACCUGAAGAUUGAGACGGACCUCGUUUCUGUCAGCACUCACUUCAGAGACCUGGGAAACCCUCCGUGGGGAGACGACGCCUCCCAGGACGGGGGUCCGUCUCAGAGCAGGGACCCUGACAGCAUGGCGGAGGCCCGGGUGGACAUCAGGAGGCUGCAGCAGUUCCUCAUGGGGCAGCAGAUCAACCCCACCAAGGCCAUGUGCAACAUCGUCCACCAGAAGGUCGUCCACCUGAUCCUGCUGCAUGAAGACAUGUCCCUGCAGUACUUCAUCCCCGCCGUGGCGUAGACGCGCCGUCGCGUUCAGACCGGGGAGGAGAAAAGGUUUUGGAGGUGAAGGAAUCCUCCUCUAAAGGAAACUGACUGACGACGUGGAAACAACCAUCAGCAGAACUUCACUGAAUCGACACUGAAGGAGGAGGACGAAGAGACGUUUGGACAAACUUUGCACUUUUUUUUGUACUGUUCGUUUUAAAUUAACAGAAUUAAAUGUU